AUGUUGAACACAACAGUAACCUUAACCCACACCACCCCAAUCCCCGCCUCCCUCACCCGCGAAGCCGCCCUAGCCCUCAUCCACGAUGCAGAACACCACAUCAACUGCGACCCCAACAUGAAGGACUACACGGCCCGCACGCCCGCCAUCCCGCCCACCGUGCCAAAGGACAUUGACCCCAUCGCCGCGACGCAGUGCUUCUCCGUCACCGAUAGCGUGCCCACGAUGCUGCCGAAAGCCAUCUGGAACAGCGACGCCGUGAGCGACUACGAUUUCACGUUUACAAAGGACGGUAGCUUCGUCCGCACGAGUUGUCCGCUCAGUGUCUUGCUCGAGACGCGCUGGCGUAUAAAGGACGCCGAGGGGGCCGAGGGCGAUGGGGCGUUGGAGUUGGAGGAGGUUGUUGAGAUUCGGUGCUCGAGGCUUUUGGCUGGAGUUGUCAAGUCGCAGUGUGAGAUGAAUUGGAAGGGUUUCCACGAGAAGAUUCUGGCAGGAAAGAAGGCGUGA
Molecule: messenger RNA, 507 nt
Organism: Colletotrichum godetiae
Lineage: Eukaryota; Fungi; Ascomycota; Sordariomycetes; Glomerellales; Glomerellaceae
Exons: 1
Coding region: 1-507 (168 amino acids)
Source: RefSeq, a predicted model, not a curated record